Molecule: messenger RNA, 1227 nt
Organism: Belonocnema kinseyi
Lineage: Eukaryota; Metazoa; Arthropoda; Insecta; Hymenoptera; Cynipidae
Gene: nero
Product: deoxyhypusine hydroxylase
Exons: 4
Coding region: 125-1039 (304 amino acids)
Biological process (GO): peptidyl-hypusine biosynthetic process
Molecular function (GO): deoxyhypusine monooxygenase activity
Source: RefSeq, a predicted model, not a curated record
CUGCCUAGAAUUUACAUUUUUUGGGUAAAAACUAAUUGACGGUUGUAAACAUAAAAUAGUGUAAAAUUGUGCACACAAAUUUGGUGUGAAAUUCACGUAGGAAAAGAUUAACAAGAAAGGAAACAUGACAACAGUAAAAGAUGAGGACAUUUUGGCGAUAGGUCGCGUUUUGAAUAACGAAAACAGACCAUUGAAGGAAAGAUUUCGAGCUCUCUUCACCUUAAAAAAUAUUGGGGGGAAAUUGGCCAUCGAACAAAUAGAAAAAGGGUUUAGGGAUCCUUCUGCGUUAUUAAAACACGAACUCGCUUAUUGCCUAGGACAAAUGCAAGAUAAAAAUGCCAUUUCUGGUCUCAUCAACGUCCUGAAAGAUAAAUCUCAAGAACCUAUGGUUCGCCAUGAAGCAGGCGAGGCACUUGGAGCAAUUGGAGAUCCAACUUCAAUUCCCAUUCUCGAGGAAUACUGCAAGGAUCCUCUUCCCGAAGUUGCUGAAACCUGUGAGUUGGCUCUCCAUCGACUCAAAUGGUUAAAGGAUCCGAAAUCCACCACAGAAAAUUUAUCAGACAAUCCUUAUGCUUCCGUUGAUCCCGCUCCUCCAUGCGAAACAAAAAGCGUUGAGGAAUUGAAAAAUACUCUUUUAGACGAGAACGAGACGCUUUUCAACCGAUAUCGUGCCAUGUUCGCUCUGAGAAAUAUGCGAACGAAAACGAGCACUCUGGCGAUUUCAGAAGGAUUGAAAGCUGGCACGGCUUUAUUUCGUCACGAAAUCGCUUUCGUUCUUGGACAGCUGCAAGAGGAAGUUUCCGUUCCAUAUUUGAAGGAAUCACUUGAAGAUGAAAAGGAAAACGAAAUGGUUCGUCACGAGUGUGCAGAAGCUUUAGGAGCCAUUGCAAGUCCAGAUUGUUUGGAAAUUUUGAAAAAAUAUCUCAAGGAUGAGAAACGUGUUGUUCGUGAAAGCUGCGACAUUGCUUUGGAUAUGUGUGAAUAUGAAAACAGUUCUGAAUUCCAGUAUGCUGACACUUUGCCAGAAGUUGUCGCGUAAUAGUAAUAAUAAAUAGAAAGGAAAAACAAGACAGAAUAGUUUAAUUUCGAUUGGAAUGUUUCAAUUCUUACUGAUCUUUAAUUUAAGGACUCUAUAGAAAGUUUCUGUAUUCCAUCUUCAGGCGGAAGUUAAAAUUAAAAAGUGCUUUAGCUCUUUUUCAAAUAGUUUUAAAAUGUCUACGCAAUUCA